Ricinus communis (castor bean) is the source of this 1231-nucleotide messenger RNA. Its product is annotated as glycine-rich protein A3-like. NCBI's taxonomy places the organism in Eukaryota, Viridiplantae, Streptophyta, Magnoliopsida, Malpighiales, Euphorbiaceae. The record is from RefSeq and is a predicted model, not a curated record. The coding region runs from base 561 to 1043 and encodes 160 amino acids. The transcript has 3 exons.
CUCUAUCUCUUGCUCUCUGUGCAACAUUUGGGAUUCAGAUUCGUUUAAAUUCUGAGAUUUGAUCAAUUGAAUUGAAUUUGCUUCAUAUACGAGCUCUGAGAAUUGAUCAAUUGAUUUGAAUUUGCUUCUUCUUCUUCUUCUUUUUUUGUCUUGUUAUGCACUUCCGGAACUGAAUCUUUUCUUCUGCGGAUAAUCUAAAUAUAGUUCUAGUGGGCCCUUACAGAUAUAUGAUGAAAUUGAUUUUCUUUUGCAAUUUAUUAUAUCCCUGUUCGCAUAAUAUUGUUUCUUUCGAACUCUCCCCAUUCUUUUAAAAUUUUUUGUUUUUAUGUCGUAAGUAAAAAAAAAAAAAAAAAAACUGAACUCCAGUAACCAGUAACUUUACUGUUUUUAUUAUUGCGUGUUUGGUGAUAUAAGAGUUUUGGAUCAAUUCACGGACUAAUAAUAAAUUUUAGUUCCGAUCAACAAGUUCUGUUAAACAAAACAAAUUACAGAGAAUUUUAAUUUGAUCUGCAUCUGAAAACCUGUAGUUUCCUAGUUAACUGAUUCUUUGCUAACUAAACAUGGGAGGUGGUAAGGACAAGGACAAGGACAAGCACGGUGACCAUGACAAGGGUCUUUUCGGCCACGGACAUGGUCAUGGUCAUGGAUAUCCUCCAGGGCAAUACCCACCACCACCUGGGUCAUACCCACCUCAGGGCUAUCCUCCCGCUGGUUAUCCUCCAGCUGGCUAUCCUCCAGCUGGCUAUCCUCCAGCUGGCGGGUACCCACCGGCCGGUUACCCUGGCGGCCCCUCUGCUCCACACCAUUCAGGGCAUGGUGGCAUGGGGGCUAUGAUUGCUGGAGGUGCUGCUGCAGCUGCAGCUGCAUAUGGUGCUCACCACAUCUCUCAUGGUGCUCACCACUCAUCUCAUGGUGCUCCCUUUGGGUAUGGUUCGCACAAACAUGGCAAGUUCAAGCACCAUGGUGGCAAGUUCAAGCAUGGGAAGCAUGGGAAGCAUGGAAAACAUGGAAUGUUUGGAGGAAAGUUUAAGAAGUGGAAGUGAAAAGCAUGGUGGUUUCACUGGAUAUGGACUCUUAACUGACUUUGGUGCUGCCGAUUUAAGUUUCUCUGAAUAAACCAUACAUCUGUUUCACAGCCAGAGUUUUUUUUUUCUUCCUUUUGGCCAUCUGUUUAUGUGGAAACUGCUAUAUUAUGAUUACGAUAUAUUGGAAUUGCAGAAUGGUUUUACAA